CACCGACACGUGGCCUUUGCUCCCUCUCUCCUCCCUGCUGUAACCGCCACCGCUCGUGUUUGACUUUCACUGUGCGCGAGGGAGAGCUGUCAGCAGUGAGCCUCUCGCUGUCGUUCGCCUCUCCUUUUCCCAGUCCCUGGGGGUUUCAACCACAGCUUUUGCUCACUUCCGUCCGACUUUGAGAAGAAAGGUGAGAUACGCGGGGCGAGAGGCGAAAAGGGACAGGGAGCGGUGAAUAGGAGAAGAAAAGGUAAAGAGCCAUGUGUUGUACGGGGAAGUGCUCCCGCCUGGUGGGCCUGAUCCUGCUGCCUUCGGCCUUCAUCUGCAUGAUCGCCAACCUGCUGCUCUUCUUCCCCGAUGGGAACACUCUGGAGAACGACCAGAUCUCCCUGCAGGUCUGGCUCAUGGGGGGGCUCAUUGGAGGAGGCCUCUUUAUGCUGUGCCCGAGCUGUUCGUCUAUCAGGGCCGGGGGCAAGGGUUGCUGCGGGACGGGUUGCUGUGGCAACCGUUGCCGGAUGUUGAGCUCCGUGUUCUCCUCUGCUUUUGGCCUGGUCGGAGCAAUCUACUGCACCAGUGUGGCCUCGGCAGGUUUGGCUAUUGGACCCAAAUGUCAGUUGGCCAAUGGCCAAUGGGAAUACCCUUUCGAAAACCUCGGCACAGGUAACGGCAGCUACCUGGUAAACCAGACCCUGUGGACACUCUGCCAGUACCCUGCCAACGCCGUGAUGUGGCACGUCGUCCUGUUCUCCAUUCUGCUGGCCAUGGGUACGCUGCAGCUGGUGCUCUGCGGCAUCCAGGUGGUCAACGGCUGCUUGGGAUGCAUCUGCGGGGACUGCCGCGACAGCAAAGAGGAUGAAGGUGGCUUGUGAAAAGUGAAGAUCACCCUGCUGUAAUCUGUGUUUGCAAGGGGCAGAGAUUUAGCCUUGUUAAGCAGGUUGAGAUUUUAGGUUGAUACUCCGUUGAUUCUUGUGUCUCUAACACAACCUUUAUGAAACGUGUUCGAGCCUUACUCCAUUAUUGUGUGAAUUUAUAUUCUUGCUGAUGGUUUGUCUUUAUUUCUCUCUUUGGUCGAAUUGAAAUAAGUAUUGAUCUGAUAAGUUGCGUCCGUGUUGGGUUGGUUCAAUAGGACUGAUAUGAAUCAAACGUUAAUUGUAAAUCAUUUGUUUGUUUUUGCUUUAUAGACAUUGAUAUACAUAUCAGGUGAAUGUGAUGACACAAUAAGCACUGAUGAAUUUGAAAAUGAAAUUCUUUUGAAUUAUUUGCAUUUUUUUUUUUAAAGAAUAGAAUUUAUGUAUCAUGCGAGUAAAAUUCCUCCGAGGUGGUUAAGACAUAUCAGUUCUGUCUGACCUUCAACAUUAACCCCCCACCCCUUGUGAAUUUCUCUCUCAUUUUUAUGGCUCCAACUGAGUUAUAGACCACUUCUUAUUAUCCAGCUGAAGAACUUCUGCAGAACCGCUGACUGUGGCAAGACACAGACAACCGCUCACCGGUAACUCUUUCAUUAAUGAAAAACACGAAACACAAACCAACGUAAAUGCAGUGUGGCACUGACCGGCUUCCGUCCCACUGCUCCUCGUUGAAAGUUGAACAGGCCCGAUGAGUCCAAAGUGCAUUCAUUGAGUCCUUCAGUUGUUCACACAAAGUCCAUUCCCAUUCAAAUAUUGAAGGUCUUUACUUGGAAUAUGGAAUUUACUUAGAAAGGUUGAAUAAUAUAAAUGACAUUACCAUUCAAUCCAUUGAAUACAAAAUAUAAUAUCACAUCAGAAACACUGCUUUUUUUUACAUUAGUAGCUAUUUUCCUAGCUUUUGCACAUCAGACCAAAGGGAAUUUUCACAGGGAAAGCAUGAAUGAACUAAUGAUAUUUGAAUUGCAAAGUACACAGAUAUAGCCUAUUGAAUCUCUCAACAUUUCUUUAACACAGUAAAUCCUGUGUCAAAUUUGAAGCUUUCCACUGUAAAUCGCCCAUGACGAUGACACCAAAAGAAUUUUGCUGCCGGAUGUGAAACCCAGUCCAAAGUAACUCGAAUGUGUUUUUCACUGCAUGGUUUAUUCACAAUAUCCAUAUCUCCAAUAAAAAUGUGAUUGGUGAAAAUA
This is a messenger RNA of Scophthalmus maximus (turbot), 2095 nucleotides long. It is a transcript of the gene tm4sf5, whose product is annotated as transmembrane 4 L six family member 5. Gene Ontology annotation, cellular component: membrane. Lineage: Eukaryota; Metazoa; Chordata; Actinopteri; Pleuronectiformes; Scophthalmidae. The coding region runs from base 261 to 869 and encodes 202 amino acids. The record is from RefSeq and is a predicted model, not a curated record. The transcript is spliced from 5 exons.